GUUAUCAUAAAUUAUAUGAUCCAAUUAAAAUCUUACACGUCACCACUUCACUCUCUACUCUCAGAAUGGGACUGCAUCCUGGACCCGCUGCCGAUGACUGGAGUGAUCGGGUGCGCGCGGCGGGAGUGGGCCGCGCGGCAUGUUCUGGCUGCAGGGGCGCUCCUUGGCAAGAGCUGCUCUGCCGCGCUCAAGCUGGCCGGACACAAUCAGGCACUGCAAACACAGGGCUAUCUCUUCGGUUGUCACCUAGCUCUGGCAUGGCAAGCGUUCCUCGACCUAGAGGCGUUCACGGGACCCGAACCUGCUACCUUCUCGUUAGUGGGAGCUCCCCUGGCGUUCACGCUGGAAGCCAGGCCCGACUUGUAUGAGUAUAUCGAGGCGGGAAGGACUAGCGUACAAGACGUCGAUUAUCAUGCAUUAUACAAGGCGGUGGUAGAAGGCCCGGGGAUAGAGCAGACGAAGCGUCUCCAGCGCGAGCACAGCGGCGCGGCGCGCGCGGUGUUGGGCGCUCUGCUGCGCGGCGACGCGCGCACCGCGCUCCACAACAUCCUCGCCGCCAUGGAGCACCACCUCUGA
Molecule: messenger RNA, 576 nt
Organism: Manduca sexta (tobacco hornworm)
Lineage: Eukaryota; Metazoa; Arthropoda; Insecta; Lepidoptera; Sphingidae
Product: decaprenyl-diphosphate synthase subunit 2-like
Exons: 3
Coding region: 16-576 (186 amino acids)
Biological process (GO): ubiquinone biosynthetic process; isoprenoid biosynthetic process
Cellular component (GO): mitochondrion; transferase complex
Molecular function (GO): prenyltransferase activity
Source: RefSeq, a predicted model, not a curated record